Recurvomyces mirabilis is the source of this 870-nucleotide messenger RNA. It is a transcript of the gene PHB2, whose product is annotated as Prohibitin-2, subunit of the prohibitin complex (Phb1p-Phb2p). The record is from RefSeq and is a predicted model, not a curated record. Bases 1 to 870 code for a protein of 289 amino acids. The transcript is spliced from 4 exons. Gene Ontology annotation, biological process: mitochondrion organization. Lineage: Eukaryota; Fungi; Ascomycota; Dothideomycetes; Mycosphaerellales; Teratosphaeriaceae. Gene Ontology annotation, cellular component: membrane; mitochondrion.
AUGGGAGCGGAUCCGAGACAGGCGUGGGAGCAGAUCCAGAAGAGCAUGCAGCGGAUGCAGCAGCAGGGCAAGAGAUUCGGCGCAGGCGGAUCAGGUGGUCCAGGACCAAGAGGAGCCCUCACAGUCGACGGAGGUCACCGCGCAAUAAAGUAUACCCGUGUCGGCGGCGUGAGCAAGGAAAUCUACGGCGAAGGAACCCACAUCCGAAUCCCCUGGUUCGAGACACCAGUCGACUACGACGUGCGCGCCAAACCCCGCUCCAUCCCUUCCCUGACCGGCACGAAAGAUCUCCAGAUGGUCAAUAUCACCUGCCGUGUCCUCGCCCGACCUAGCAUCGAGGCCUUACCUCAGAUCUACAGGACUCUGGGCCAGGAUUACGAUGAGAGGGUUCUGCCGAGUAUUGUGAAUGAGGUGCUGAAGAGCGUGGUGGCGCAGUUCAAUGCCAGUCAGUUGAUCACGCAGCGAGAGCAGGUCAGUAGGAUGGUGAGGGAUAAUCUCGUGAGGCGGGCGGCGAGAUUUAAUAUCAUGGUUGAUGAUGUUUCGUUGACGCAACUCUCCUUCUCCCCCGAAUUCACCGCAGCAGUCGAAGCCAAGCAAGUCGCCCAGCAAGAAGCCCAGCGCGCCGCUUUCGUCGUCGACAAAGCCCGCCAGGAGAAACAGGCAACCGUUGUCCGCGCACAGGGUGAGGCUCGUUCGGCCGAGCUGAUCGGUGACGCGAUCAAGAAGAGCAGAUCCUACGUUGACCUAAGGGAGUUUGAGAAUGCUCGUGCUGUGGCGAGUGUGUUGGAGAAGAGCAGCAAUAAGGUGUACCUUGACACGAGCGGGUUGGGCUUGAAUAUCAGUCAGGUUGGGCAGAAUAAGAAGGAGUAA